AUGGGUCAAGAGAAAUUUCAAGAUAAUAAGAUGAAGAACUAUGGUGAGUGCAAGUUAAAGAGGGCAAGCAAGAUAGAUGAGGGAGAGGACGACUUUGAAGCUGAUUUCCAAGCAUUCUCUAAGAAGUACGAUGAGGAGGAUGAGAGCCACUAUAAGUUUAUGGCUUUGUUACCAGCCAAGAAUGGUCUUACUAGUGUCUCAACAACAACAAAAGGGAAAGUCGGACUCGAUUUUCCCAUCAAAGAUGAUGUGAUUAGUCGAGAACCAACCACUACCAAUGAAGGUACCAUUGUAAGGCCAAAGCGCAAGCGCAAGACCCCAUAUAGAGGCAUCCGCCAACGCCCUUGGGGCAAAUGGGCUGCUGAAAUCCGUGAUCCUGCAAAGGGUGUCCGUGUUUGGUUAGGCACGUAUAGAACACCAGAAGAUGCGGCUAGGGCAUAUGAUGCUGAGGCCCGCAAGAUUAGAGGCAAUAAGGCAAAGGUGAAUUUCCCUGAUGAAGGACCACCAAACAUGGUGAGCAAUACACCAAAACUAACUGUUACUGCAAUGACCACGAUGGCUAUUCCAGCAGAGAAAAUGAAUACCAAUGAAUUGGUGCGCCAGGCAAACUACUCUAAUGAGGCUAUGUUGAACUCUAGUGGCAACAAUGGUAGCUUAAUUUCUGCUCAGGAUUUUGGCUUACACUGUAUGAAAAAGCCUCGUGUUCCUUAUGACAUCCCUAGGAUGGGUGAGUGUUCAAAUCAAAACAGAAUCACGUAUGGUUUAGGUAAUGGAUUGGGCAAUGAGGCUAGUAGGAACCUGAAUGGAUGCUCUUUCUUACCACAAGUUGGCAUGCCAAUGUCCAUUCAACCUACUUUUGAUGGUCCAUCAAGAAUGAUAGAAAGAAAUGAUGGUGUGAUUGCUCCUACUCUGACUAAUGCCACACCCAUCACUCCAUUGGGCGUGGCUGGUGUUGAUGUUGCAAAAAAGAUGAAUAAGCAUCCUAUUCUCCAAGAGAUGGAAAAUGAAGCUAUUCCUUCUAUUUUACAAGGUGAUGUUAGUGAGGACGUGGCGGCUGAGAUUAGAAUGUGGGAGUUUUAUGACCACCUGUUAGAUAAUAAGCAAAAUUGA
This is a messenger RNA of Miscanthus lutarioriparius, 1110 nucleotides long. The record is from the annotation of a GenBank genome assembly. NCBI's taxonomy places the organism in Eukaryota, Viridiplantae, Streptophyta, Magnoliopsida, Poales, Poaceae.